AUGGCGGAUAUUUCGGUCGUAUCCGGGGACAUCUGUACCAAGCUCGGAGAAGGACCAACUUGGGAUGCAGCUACGCAAAAAUUAUUUUUUGUGGACGCCUUAGCCUACAGUGUGCAUGUGUUAGAUGUUGAAACGGGAAAGGUAUUGAGAGAAACAAAAAAAGUAGCUGCAAAGUUUACUUCGGAGGAAGUGAUAGUUGUACGUCUAACAGCAUAGAGGAGAGAAGUACUGGCAUUUGAUGCCGUAAGAUGACUUUCUAUUCUAUAGUUUUACCCAAAUAGAGUUUAUUCCUGCUGAGUUAAAUGCGAUAGAAGGGAGGUGUACCUAAAUACCCGGAUUGAUAAACUUCCGGGGCAGGAAAACCUCACCAAUUUAAUAUAGUAAUAUCUUUUCCUUGUUAUUAGGCUAAAAAUUAUCAGCUGGAUGGAAUAGUUGGAUGUGGUAAGCCUCAAUUGAAUAUCAGAAGUAAAAAAUCAUGUGAUGUACUUUUUAUCUUUUUAAGAGUUUAUUUGGCCCACAACUCGUACCCUAAAUUGGAGACCAUGGUAAAAAGUUUUAAAGCUAACGUUUUGGGUGUUAGCCCUUUGUCAGAGGAAGUAGAGUAGUUAUGGGUUGUGUGUGGUUUGUAGAAAGAUGGAGCUACGCUGGUGACAUGAAAAACAAAGAGAUAAAUUAGUGUAACUUAGUAUAAUCAAUCGGGUUGAUUACAUAAAUUGGCCACCGUAAAGAGUUUCAAGGCUGAUGUUUCGAGCAUUAGCCCUUCGUCAAAGUGGAAAACUUGAAAUUCUUUACAGUGACCAAUUUACGGUGGCCAAUUUGCAUUAUCAACUCUGUUGAUAAUUCUCAGUUAACCUGUUAUACUCUCCCACUGAUGCAGAUCACAGUUCCUUUAGAAACUUAAUUACCCCCUUUAAAAAAAUAAGUUCAUUGAAUGGAAAGCAUUUGAAGAUACAGUGGGGUUUAUAAGAUUGCCAAUUUUAGAAUAUUAAUUUAGCUCAAGAGUUUUGUUGACAUGUACUGUAGAAUGUUUGUUUGUUAAUUACAGUAUGUUGAUUAACAGAAAAAGUUUUGAAUUUUUGUUUGGUGAUGGUGGUUAUAUAAUAGUUUGACUCUUGUCCCAUGAAUGCCUUUCAUUAAUUUUUUUUCCACAUUUUUUUCUCAGUUGUUCCUAGAAAGAGAGGUGGUUCUGUUAUUCUGGCAUGUGAGAGGACUAUAAGGUUUUUAGAUCUUGAGGUAGGCUGAGUUUUAUACCAUUUAGUUUAAUACCUUGUUCAAGAUAUUCUGAAUGUGAACACUUGUAGUAUGUUUAAAUAUUUCAUCGAUAAUUUUUUACAGACUGGGCAGCAGGAAAUAGUUGCUACAGUUGACGGUAAGUUUGUAAGUCUUAAUUUCAAUUUUGCUAUGUAUUACACCCUAACAUCAAUAUCCAUAAUCUCAAUACUCAUCUCUACACAUCUCCUUUGGUAUUAACCAGGAGAAUUUGUUCAACAAUCAAAGCUUCUCAGAUUGGUGAUUAUUUCCCUUAUUCUCAUGAUCCAAAUGGAUGAUUGAGCAAAACUGCUGUUAGGUGAAAUUAGAUGCUGGGUUUAUAUGAGGUAUUAGUAGUGGUUAAGAAGUGCACUAGAAUUUUAGAAUUUUUUUUUCUAAUGUGUUGUCUGUUCUGCAGAAGAUAAACCAGAAAAUCAUUUUAAUGAUGGAAAGUGUGAUCCAGUGAGUAACCAGAUUACUACAAAAGUUACCGCCUAGCUGUACUUGAAAUGUUGGUAGUUGUCAGAUAUGUUUGUUUAAAUUAUUAUUUUAAACAAAGCCAAUAGGCAUUGUUUAAUGCAACAAAACUGCAUUCUUAACCACGUUCAAUUUAGUCAAAUCUUUUAUCUGAACAUUUAUCUUUUUGAACUGUGUCAAGGGGGCUGACAGCUAACAGUAGAAAGAACAUUUAUUUGGUUAACCCUUUAACUUCCCAAUCAAAUUUGCAAUUCUCCUUACUAUCAACCAUACAAUUCUUAUAAUGUUAGUUGAGAGAAUUUAGUAUUGGAUCAACUCAUUAUCCCUAACUAAUUUUUUUUUAUUCUCAUCACUUGUCUGCUUGAUCAAAUUGAUAUUGUAAGGAGAAAUUCUGUCUUGGUCACUUUUAUGAGGUAAAGGGUUAACUCAAUCCUCUUACAGGGAAAACCUAAGGCCCACUGAUUGGUUAAAACCAUGGUCUCAGUCAGACCUUGUGUAAAUAACCAACCCUUUGUGUUUUUCAUACUUCGUUAUCUAUUGUGCAACUUGUAAAUUUUGUGGGAGUUACAAUUAUCUUGAAACAGAGACAAAUUUGUAGGGUGCAAGAUGUCAGAAAUGUCUGUUGGAAAAUAAUUUUUGCAAUUUCUUAUUCAAGCAGAAGAAUAUCAAGGAUUAAGGAAAUGCAACAUUUUCAAAUUUUGUUACCUGGGCAGUCAUGAGGAUGGUAGAUAACUUGUAGUUAGACAUUUCUAGUGCUCAUGCAUGCAGGGCAUAGUUUUGCAGAUAACGAAAAAUCUAAAAACAACGUAAAACAUGCGAAAUCUUUUUGCUUUAUGUUUAAGUGAUAAGAUACAGAAGGCUUACUAUCCUGAUGUGAAAUAUAAAUCCUCUUUUUUUUUGCAAGGCAGGAAGAUUUUGGGUUGGCACAAAAGGCCGGGAAACAGGUGCAGGAAUUCUCCCUCCUGAGCAAGGGUCUCUGGUUAGUAUGUAUGAUGCUGAAUGCCUUCUAGUUAAAACUGAAUUAAAACUGUGAAUUUUUCUUUGGAAUUAAAUUGUUAAUUCCAGAAGUCAGUGGCUGGAAGGGCAGUUAAGAUUGUUUAAUUGUUCAUUUGCUUAUUGGCCAUUUGUGAUAUAUGUGUUAUCAUUUUUUCCAUUUCAAGGUCAAAGUGUAAAACCCUCUAACCCCCAGAAGUGAUUAACGUGUAACUUUUCCCUUCACAUGCACACAUUAAUGAGAAUAUUCAAUCUUAUCAGGUACAUGUGGAAGUUAUUAUAAUUCUUGACCUAACAACAAAUUCUCGUGACUAACUUUCAAGGAAAUGUGUAGCAGCAAGAGGGAAGAAUUAACAGUCAGAUCUUGGGAGUUGAAGGGUUAAUGCCAUGUUGUGGCUGUAAGUGAAUUACAUUAGGAAAUCUAAAUUAGGCAAAUAUGACAAUUAUUUUUAUUAAGUUCUAAGUGUGUUUUGCAAUUUCAGUUUUCACUCAAUGGUGACAGAAAGCUUACAAAGUGGAUAGACAAGGUGCCUAAUUUUAAUUGUGCAUGUUAGAGAUUUGUUAUUACAUCAUGCAUGCUAGGUGCACCAUGCAUCUCGGGUUUGGUUAGAGCAUGAUUUUGUUUGCAUGGUGAAUGUGUUAGUGAAUCAAGUUAAGGAAGGUCGCAUUCCAUCAUACUAAGCCAAUUCUCACAUGAAACAGGUAACCAAUUUACAAAACCCUUUCCUUGAGGGAUGCCUAACAUGUGCAAUUUAUACUGUGAUGAAUAUUAAGUUAGUGUAUAAAAUCAUCCAUUUAUUGCACUGCUGUGAUCACAAACUUCAUGGAACAACACAUUUACCCAGAGACAAGUUCAGUGUUCCUUUUUCAUGAGUUAAAUCAAUAUUGUGAAGAAAUGGACAGAUUGAUGCAAGGCAGCAAAUUAACUUUAAAAGUUAAUGGAAAAAUUGAUCAAUUUUAAUCAUAGAUAUUUUUUUUCUAGAUAACAAUAUCUAAUGGCAUGACAUGGAGCUUGGAUAAGAAGACAUUUUAUUACAUAGACACAGUGACUAGGUAUAGUCCUUUUAGUUUUUUACCCAAUUCAGUGUGUUUAUAUGAUUAUUUUUAUGAUAAUAUUAAUUUUUCUUUUUUGAAGUGUGUCUUAUUGGUGCCACAUAUAUCAAAUUGAAGAACUGCAGUGCAGAUUGAUGGCAUGACUGAAAAUAAUUUUUAAUCCCUUCUAUAGUAAAAUUGAUGCUUUUGAUUAUGAUCAUGAAGCUGGGGCCAUAUCAAAUCGCAGAACUGCAGUGCAGAUUGAUCCAGCGCUUGGGGUAAGCUUGCAGAUUAUGUGUCAUGCACUGCGUGAAAAAUGUUUAAAAAUGUGGGACAGAAAGAUGUUUCUUUGACUUGUUGUGACCUUCUUACAAAGAAAAAAUUAUUAAUCCCUUUAAAGAAUCAACCCUCAGAGUUCUACCAAAGAGCCAGAAAGACUUUUCAGAGAACUAGGUUGAUAAUUUGUGCCAUGCAUUUCACAUACUGUCAGAACUGUUAUCAGAUUGCUCAUAUACCAACAAUAUUGAGAGCCUUGAAUAUAGAAGGAGACUUGGAAAUCUUUAAUGUCUCCAAUCCUGUUUGACCUACAUGCACAGAUCUCAUGAAAACUGUUUCAACAUUAAUUCUUGUCUGUAAAGUAACUGUAUGCAAUGGACAUUAUGAUUAAUUUGUUGGGGUUUUUUUUAGUAUCCAGAUGGUAUGACAAUUGAUUCAGAAGGAAAGCUUUGGGUAGCUAUGUAUGAUGGAUGGAAAGUAAGCCAAUCUUAUAAUCAAAUAUGUAGUAACAGAAGAUAAAAUAUAUAUUUUUUUAUCUAUGGUGAUUAUGUUAUACGUGUACUUGUGGUCCUGACCUUUGAUCAGAUUAAUGUACAAUUGCUGUUAAUUGUUCAAAUGUAUCUGAAAUCAGUGGUCUCAGCCUUGAAGGAAUGUUCACAAAUGUAUAUAAUUUUAAGACAGUGGAAAUUGUGAGAUAUCUUGACAAGGCGGGGGCAGGGGGGGAGGGAGGUAUUCAUAUACAUCUGUCAGUGACAUGAAGAAGGGGAGGGUGUUCAUAUACAUCUGCAAAUAACAUGAGGUUUCUAUAUCUCUGUCCCUUUAUAUUUAAGCCAACAGGUCUUUUUGAUUUAGAUUUCAAACAGUUUUCUUUUGUCAAUGAUUAUUAUAAUACCACUUCCAAUAAUUACUCGUACUGUACCCAGGUUUGGGGGCUUCUCAUUAUAUAAGCUAAAAUUGUAAUUGUAUUUGUCUUUAUUGUUUGAAACCAGUAAUAUUGUCUUUCUCAUCCCUUUUUAUAAAGGUAGUGAGUUUCAACCCAGUCUCUGGUGCAAUGCUUAGAAAAGUAGAUAUACCUGUUGCCAAGGUGACAUCUUGUUGUUGGGGUGGACCAAAUCUAGAUGAACUAUUUGUUACAUGUGAAAGGUACAGCAUCCAACUACUUCUUACAUGAAAUUAUUUUUGAAUUUAAGGUACAUAAAUAAAGAGUGAUGCACAUGUAUAAUAUUUUGCCAUUCUCUAUCUUCUGUAGAACGCUAUUCUUUUCAAAUUCUAUUUAUUUAGCUGAGACAAUCACUAAUCUUGCGUAGUACACACAACUGUGAUAUUUAUUGAAUUCCUUUCUCUCCCUCUCUCCUACUGUUAGAAAGUUCAUUUCAUGUAACAUUUUUUUCUCUAUUUAGCUUGAGGUUAUCUCCAGAGGAAAGGAAAUCUCAACCUCUGGCUGGUUCUGUAUUCCGAAUUAAGAAUCUUGGGACAGGUGGAUUACCAGCUAAAGCAUUUGAUGGUUGA
Messenger RNA from Pocillopora meandrina, 5535 nucleotides. The record is from the annotation of a GenBank genome assembly. NCBI's taxonomy places the organism in Eukaryota, Metazoa, Cnidaria, Anthozoa, Scleractinia, Pocilloporidae.